CCCCCGCCUCUCUCGCACCUUCGUUCGAACCAUCAUGACGACUUCGCAAACGCAGAUCGCCACCGUCGCUGCCGGCUGCUUCUGGGGCGUCGAGCAUCUGUUCCGCAAGCAGUUCGGGGAGGGCAAGGGCCUGCUCGAUGCCAAGGUGGGGUAUUGUGGUGGGAAGACAGCUGAACCGACAUACCGGGCUGUUUGUUCGGGGGAGACAGGACAUGCCGAAGCGUUGCAGAUAAAAUAUGAUCCGGAUGUGGUCAGUUACCGCGCGCUGCUCGAAUUCUUCUACCGGAUGCACGACCCCACGACAGCAAACAGACAGGGUCCCGACGUGGGCACGCAGUAUCGCAGUGCGAUCUUCACGCAUGGCGCGGAGCAGGAAGGUAUCGCGCGCGAGGUGACCGAUAAAAUUGGUAGGGAGUGGUAUGCUGGGAAACCUGUCACCACGGCGAUCAUCGCGGCAGGACAGUGGUGGAACGCGGAGGAUUAUCAUCAGUUAUACCUGGCGAAGAAUCCGGCGGGAUACGAGUGUCCGGCUCAUUUUGUGAGGACGUUCCCCCCCCUGUCUUAGCUUUGACUGUUGGCAAUUGGCAGGCAUUGACUCGGUUGGUGUAUGCUAGCUGAUAUAGUGUAAUAAUUACAAUCGGAUUGAGGUUCAAUUCUGC
Molecule: messenger RNA, 659 nt
Organism: Penicilliopsis zonata CBS 506.65
Lineage: Eukaryota; Fungi; Ascomycota; Eurotiomycetes; Eurotiales; Aspergillaceae
Exons: 3
Coding region: 35-565 (176 amino acids)
Molecular function (GO): peptide-methionine (S)-S-oxide reductase activity
Source: RefSeq, a predicted model, not a curated record